CCCCCAGGGUUGCAGAACCGGAACGUCGUCCGUAAUAAUUUUGCAUUGAAGUGGAAUCAAGUAAUAUUCAUUGAAAAUGAAGUAUAACAAUUUGCAAUCAAUAAAAUUAUCCAAAGGAUUUGUAGAUCAACUAUUUUUGAAAUGCCUUAUUGUCAGACAUGCUUCAACAGGUUUGGGUUUGUGGGAACAAGAUAUGAGUAACGACCUAAGACACAGAAUAGAAAAUUAUUGGAAAGAAAAAGUUUGUGUUCCAAAAGAGAGCAACGACCAUGGAAAAGAAAAAGUUUACGUUUUAUCCAUGUUUCCGUAUCCAUCGGGCUCCUUGCACAUGGGACAUGUCAGGGUUUAUGCAAUAAGUGAUUCGGUUGCACGAUUUUAUAGAAUGAAGGGCAAAAAAGUGAUCCAUCCAAUGGGCUGGGAUGCUUUUGGUUUGCCUGCGGAGAAUGCUGCUAUGGAUCGAAAGAUCGAUCCUUCAGAAUGGACAAAUAAAAAUAUACAUAACAUGCGAGAACAAUUGAAUCGAAUGAGUUGUCUCUUUGAUUGGGAUCGAGAGGUGGCUACUUGCGAUCCUGAAUAUUACAGAUGGACACAGGAAUUAUUUUUAAAGUUAUACGAACGGGGACUCGCUUAUCAGAAAGAAUCUUUCGUAAAUUGGGAUCCUGUUGAUUGUACAGUGUUAGCUGAUGAGCAGGUGGAUCACGAAAAUAGAUCCUGGCGUUCUGGUGCAAAGGUUGAAAAAAAAUUGUUAAAUCAGUGGUUCAUCAAAACAACAGCAUUUGCUGAGUCCUUACUCGAAGGACUCGGUGAUCCAAGCUUAAAAGAAUGGCGCGAUAUAAUAAAAAUGCAGCGCCAUUGGAUUGGUGAGUGCACCGGAACAUCAAUAGAAUUCGAGCUUAUAACGGAAAUUCCCGACACUCCAAAGACUCUAAAUCUGUGGACGGACAAGCCGGAAUCAAUAGAACAUGCGAAAUUCGUUGCAAUCUCGAAAGACAAUUUUUUAGCGAAAAGUCAAUGGGAAUGGACGAAACAUUCGCCUUCAAGACUGAUCGAUGCAAAAGUCAGAAAUCCUUUCACUGGCGAAAACUUACCGAUUUAUCUUACAAACGAUGUGGAAUUCACCCGGUUUCGUGACAAUCAUUUAGGGAUUCCCGGACGUUGCGACACAGAUCGGAAAUUUUGUGAUUCCCUCGGAAUCUUGUACGAGAUUCUUGAAGAAUUCUCGGAUGAAGAGAAAAUGAUAAAACGCUUGGAAAUAAUGGGAAAAGCGAGAGAACUGAAUAUCGGUGGUUUUCCUGUUAGUUUGAAGCUUCGAGAUUGGCUCAUUUCCAGACAAAGAUAUUGGGGAACCCCGAUUCCUAUAAUACACUGUGAAACUUGCGGAUCCUGCCCUGUACCCAGGGAUCAACUUCCUGUCGUUCUACCAAAGAUUUCACGAGACUUGGACGAUCGAAUAAAAACUUUACGCGAUGCAGCCUCCUGGCUGCAGACAACUUGCCCCAAAUGUAAUCGACCUGCGACCAGAGAAGCCGACACUAUGGACACUUUCGUCGAUAGUUCAUGGUACUUCAUGCGAUACCUUGAUCCGAAGAAUAGGCAGGAAAUGUUUUCGAAGGAAAAAGCCUUUGAAUAUUUGCCUGUCGAUGUUUACGUCGGUGGAAAGGAGCAUGCCGUUUUACAUUUGUACUACGCACGUUUCGUCAGUCACUUUCUCCAUUCCCUGGGCCUUGUACCGACGAGAGAGCCCUUCAAGCAGCUUCUAGUUCAAGGCAUGGUUAUGGGGAAAACGUACAAAGUUAAAGAAACUGGAAAAUUCUUACCGGAGUCCGAAGUCGAGAAAAUCGAUGAAAAAUACGUGGAAAAACAAACCGGCAACGAAGUCGUUACUUACUGGGAUAAGAUGUCCAAGUCCAAAUUUAACGGUGUCGAUCCUUUGGAAAUGUUCAAAGAAUAUGGAGCCGAUACAACGAGACUCAUUAUCUUGGCCGAUGUUGCUCCGACCUCGAACAGACAUUGGUCGUCUGACACAUUUCCGGGCAUACUCAAAUGGCAAUCAAGGCUGUGGUUGACCAUCCGCUCGUUCAUAAACAUGCGUACGCACAUAAGUCCGGAGGAACGUUCAAAGAAGAUCGAAACCGAGAAAUUUAUCAAAGACGACGAUUAUAUGUUUGAUAGCAGAAAUUAUUACAUCAAAGGAGUAACGUUCAAUCUUGUCGGGUCGCAACAACUCAGUGUUGCGAUUUCAAAAAUGCAAGGACUCACAAACAGCAUAAGAAAAGUGUCAAACGAAUGUGUGACGCACAGUCGAGAAUACGAAAGAGCUUUAGCAACGCAAAUAAUAAUGCUCGCUCCCCUGGCCCCACAAUUCGCAUCAGAAUUAUGGUCCGGAUUUUGUUCGGCCCCUUAUCAUUUGGCGGAUGAUGACACGAGUAUACGCAGAGAUCUGGAUGUUCUCAAUCAAAAAUGGCCGGUUGUGGACAUGAAAUACAAUUUAGAUUUGGACGUAUUCGUCAACGAAGUGGAAAUAUUUUCACUGAAGGUACCUCGAUACAGCCUUGACGAGAUGACAAUGGAAGAGGCUUCCAGACUGGUCGCUCAAUCGCCCAAAUUUCUCAGUUACGUCGGUGAUCAACCAAUUAACAACUUCAAAUUUCAUUCAGAGCCAGGCUGUGAUGCGAAAAUCAAAUAUCGCAUUACCAGAAUGCCCAAAAAUAAGAAAAAGAAAAUUGCCAAUUGAGUCUAAUAUUGAUAAAGUGAAUUUUCAAAAGAUUCAAAUAUUUAAUAAAUAUUAUCUUACCCAAUAUCAA
This is a messenger RNA of Venturia canescens, 2804 nucleotides long. RefSeq names its product Leucyl-tRNA synthetase, mitochondrial (gene LeuRS-m). Gene Ontology annotation, cellular component: mitochondrion. The coding region runs from base 77 to 2734 and encodes 885 amino acids. The record is from RefSeq and is a predicted model, not a curated record. Gene Ontology annotation, molecular function: aminoacyl-tRNA deacylase activity; leucine-tRNA ligase activity; ATP binding. Gene Ontology annotation, biological process: leucyl-tRNA aminoacylation; mitochondrial translation. NCBI's taxonomy places the organism in Eukaryota, Metazoa, Arthropoda, Insecta, Hymenoptera, Ichneumonidae. The transcript has 8 exons.